Penicillium taxi is the source of this 1665-nucleotide messenger RNA. RefSeq names its product AFG1/ZapE family ATPase. The transcript is spliced from 4 exons. Bases 1 to 1665 code for a protein of 554 amino acids. Lineage: Eukaryota; Fungi; Ascomycota; Eurotiomycetes; Eurotiales; Aspergillaceae. Gene Ontology annotation, cellular component: mitochondrion; cytoplasm. Gene Ontology annotation, biological process: protein quality control for misfolded or incompletely synthesized proteins. The record is from RefSeq and is a predicted model, not a curated record. Gene Ontology annotation, molecular function: ATP hydrolysis activity; ATP binding.
AUGAGCCGUCCGUCUGCAAGGCUUUGCGCCGAUUGCUUCCCCGGCGCGCUGCGGCCGUCCCGGAGACUGCGAGCUGCCACACCGACACCACUGCCGGGGGUCUCGCGUGAAAGAAACUACUCUGGACGGAGUGCGCUUGCUCCAGUUGCUGUAAGACAGGCUUGGAACUCGCCAAGCUGUCUGUUUACUGGUCGGGAUGCUGUCUCCGAGCUUCCUUUGUCUCCGCGGCGGGGGCUAGCCACCGCCAGUGAUGGGGCGCUGGAUGAUGGAGCGAGUGAGAAGGUUUCACCGCCACAUGAGGGUCCUAUGAAAGAAUAUGACACUAGGGUUCAAGAGGGUCGGCUACGGGACGAUCCUUAUCAAAGAGGCAUCAUUCAAAAUCUGCAGGACCUUUUCGAAGCUUUGAAGCACUAUGAUGCUCCUAAAGUUAUUCAUCCUAGCCCCGAGUCCCUGGACCCGCAGCCGAAGCAAUCUUUCUUCAGCUCGAUCUUUGGAGGUGCCAAACAUGACACGACCUUGAGCGUACCUGAAAAUUUACCCAAGGGUUUGUACAUGUUCGGGGAUGUUGGGUGCGGAAAGACUAUGCUCAUGGACCUUUUCUUCGACACCUUGCCGCCUAAUAUCAAGACGAAGACCCGUAUCCAUUUCCACAACUUCAUGCAGGAUGUACAUAAACGCAUACAUGUUGUACGAAUGAAGUUUGGCAAUGACUUCGACGCCUUGCCUAUGGUUGCUGCGGAUAUUGCCGAGACAUCCAGCGUGCUCUGCUUUGACGAGUUUCAAUGCACAGAUGUAGCCGAUGCCAUGAUCCUGCGGAGACUGUUAGAAUUCCUAAUGUCCCACGGCGUCUGUCUCGUCACAACUUCCAACCGCCACCCAGACGACCUGUAUAAAAACGGUAUCCAGCGCCAGUCAUUCAUCCCUUGCAUCAACCUCCUCAAGAACGAUUUAAACGUCAUAAACCUCAAUUCGCCAACGGACUACCGCAAGAUCCCCCGUCCUCUAGCGGCUGUAUAUCAUGACUCUCUCGGUGUAGAUGCCGAGCGGCAUGCGCAGAAGUGGUUUGAUUUCCUAGGAGACCCGAUCAAUGAUCCCCCUCACCCUGAUACCCAGAUCGUCUGGGGACGCGAAAUCAAAGUUCCUCUGGCUAGCGGCAAAGCGGCAAAAUUCACGUUCGACCAGUUGAUCGGCACUGCCACGGGCGCGGCUGAUUAUUUGGAACUGGUGCGCCAUUAUGAUGCCUUUAUCGUCACAGAUGUUCCAGGAAUGAACCACAACCAGCGUGAUCUGGCUAGACGGUUCAUCACCUUUAUCGAUGCCGUAUAUGAGAGCAGGGCCAAGUUAGUUCUGACAACCGAAGUCCCCCUCGCAAACCUAUUUCUCUCCGAUUCCGACUUGAAGGACUCGUUGAAAAAAGGCGACCACUCCGAUCUUUCAGAUGCGAUGCGCAACCUGAUGGAUGACCUGGGCAUGUCCGUGCAAACACUCAAGAACACUUCCAUCUUCAGUGGAGAUGAGGAACGAUUCGCCUUUGCGCGCGCUCUUUCUCGACUCGCUGAGAUGGGUAGUAAGGAGUGGGUGGAGCGUGGAAUAAAUGCUGCCAAUAAAGAAGAGCACGAUGCUUGGAAGAAAACUCGCAGUCACUGGAGCGAGGAUAACAUGUAA